Messenger RNA from Oncorhynchus masou masou (cherry salmon), 5866 nucleotides. Its product is annotated as protein SCAF11-like. Bases 1438 to 5019 code for a protein of 1193 amino acids. Gene Ontology annotation, biological process: spliceosomal complex assembly. The record is from RefSeq and is a predicted model, not a curated record. The transcript has 15 exons. Lineage: Eukaryota; Metazoa; Chordata; Actinopteri; Salmoniformes; Salmonidae. Gene Ontology annotation, molecular function: RNA binding.
AUCGGUCGACCAAUAUUGUUGCUGAAUGGCGACCAAAAAUUGCUUACAUCAAUUUUUGCAAAUAGAUUAAGUAAUAUAAUCCCAGAUAUCAUCAACUCUGAGCAAAUGGGUUUUGUGUCCAGCAGGCUUCUGAGCGAUAAUGUUAGGCAAACGUUUAAUGUGAUUGGCGCAGCGGUCUAAGGCACUGCAUCUCCGUGCAAGAGGCUUCACUGCAGUCCCUGGGAGUCCCAUACGGAGGCGCUCAUUUGGCUCUACAUUGUCCGGGGUAGGCCGUCAUUUGUAGAUAAGAAUUUGCUCUUAACUGACUUACCUAGUUAAAUUCAUAGAAAUAAAUAAUGGAAUGGAACACGCUCAAGAAAAAACUAAUUGCUUAUGCUAACUCUAGAUGCAGAAACAAAUAAUGCUUUAGUGAAACUUUCCUGAACUUUCUGCAAAUGAUGUACAAAACACCAAAUGUCAGAAUAAGGGUAAAUGGUACAUUAUUCUCUAGAGUUCCCGCCACUAUGGAUGAAAUAAAACAAUAGUGUUGUAUCUGGAUACAAACUAAAUACUGGGAAGUCAGAACUAAUUACUGUCAACCAAUAUCAAUCAGGUCAACCAAUAUCCCAAGACAUCAAAACUAAGUUUCAACUUAAAUGGGAUCCAAAUAAACUGAAAUACUUAUUGAUUACUAUUCCCCAAGACUUGACUUUGCAAUUCUGGGAAACCAGUUAAACAGGACCUACCUACAAAUAUGGACAUUAACAAUAACAGGAAGAAUUUAAACUAUUAAAAUUAAUGUCCUCCCAAUAUUUUUUAUUCCUGUUCCAGAAUCUAUCAAAAACUAUUACUCCAAACACUUUUAAAAAGUGGUAUAAACUCCUGAGUAAAUCCAUAUGGAGAGGAUUAACAGUCUGUGUCCAACUUAAAACAAUCAAACAAUGUAAAUAAGCAGGGGGACUAGCAUUACCAAACCUAAUGAAUUAUUAUAUAGCUGACCAACUAAAAAUAUUUUUGUUUGUUUGGAUAAACCGGGUAUCAUUAGAUGUUCACAGACAAUGGGAUAGAUACAUUUGAGUACCUAUAUAAAGAAAAUACAGCCCCCAGAAAUCUAUUUUAUAAUUACUUACAAGUGAGAAGUUCUUACUAAAGCAGUGAGACCUAAAAAAAUCAGAGAACAUCGCUGGGUUCGUGAGAGUCUCCCCUUUCCAUAGAGUAGUAAUAGUUUGUAGGCCGUUCGGACGCUACAGACGUUUUCGUGAGAAGACAGAUUUUUGGGAUGUCUCGUGGUCUGACAAACACAGCUAUAGCUCCGGUCACCUUCCACCGCAGAUGAGGAAGGCCGACAUAGUCGGAUGCGGUGGAUUGCGACGCAGGCCAUGCAAAAAUACUGAUAUCUCUAGUUUAAACGGACAGGGGUCAUCUGUUCAUUAGGGACAAAGCAACACAGUGCCAAAGAUGACGGGUGAAUCGGGAAAUGACGGACAGACUCCAGAGGGAGACCCGGAGCCGGAAGAGGCGGAGCGGUGUCCUAUCUGCCUGGGUGCCCUGGGCCGCUGUGUCCUGGCCAUGCCUGACAGCUGCUGCCAUGUAUUCUGCCUCAGCUGCCUCCUCAGAUGGGCAGAGUUGCAGGCAGUUCCAUCCUGCCCAGUGGACAGGCAGCCUUUCAAUGUUGUCUACAAACGUGACGCUGUGCUGGGAUGUGUGACGGUUCCUGUGAAGAAGAGAGUCAGCCAAUCAGAGCCAGAGAAGUGUGGCUGCACAGACCCAGAAGCCAGUGGCUGUUUGUUAAAGAAACAAGGAGGAAGAUGGAGGAGAACGAAGACUGAGAGGACAUCAGAAGCCAAAGGCCUUAUUCGGAAAUGCAGCGAUGAUGACCCCUCUGUGUUGAGCAAGAAGAAGGUGAGAGGACCUCUGUGCUCUUGGUCUGCGGCCCAGACAGGCACAGCAAUGGGGACUAUGACACAGUGCAUUGCAGAACCCCUUUGGGUGUCCGAGGAGGAGCUUGAGGAUGACUGUAAACAGUGUAGCCGCAAAACACAGGAUUGCCCAUUUCUGCCUGUUGCUGUACCCGUUCCUGCCAGUGGCAACUCGAGGCAGUUGUUCCAUCCCACUGAGUGGAGUAGCAGCCCCUUUCCUCUGAGACCCCUCUCACCGUUCUCUACUAUUGCUUCACCUCUCGGCUCGGGGCAUUUUGUCUUUCAGGGAAGAGUUUGCGCAGUCACCUGCCCCAAAGGAGAGGAGAAGAAGGGCACCUGUGGAUCUGGCUCCAAAGGCCCCUCCAAACAGACAGAGACCCUGACGACUAGGCGCUCUGGCCGCCAUAGCAGGGCUGAGGAACAAGCUCCUACACAAGACCUUGCAUCUUCGCAGUCCCACUCUUCAGAUUCCGACACUUCCACAAACCCACCCACAAAAGCGGGCAAAAGCACUGCAGCUGCUGGUAAGAGGAAAGGCAAACGGGCAGCUCAGCAAAAGCCCAGCGCCAAGAGGAAAGCCCCAGCUAGUAAAAAGGCAUCCAAAGUCGUUCUCAGUAGCCCAACAGGAAGUGAGGAAGAAGAGGAAGCCAAAGAGAAGGAGGAGAAAUUAGAACAGCAGAGGAAAGAGGUAGAGGAAAGGGAGCAGCUCUCAGACACUGCAGUGAGCCCACAGGCUGUGCAGCGCACCUCCAGCCCUACCGAGGAGGAAGGCCGUCCCGAACCUUUUGCUUGUGAUGCUCUGAAGGACCAGCCAUGCGAAGAUGAUGAUCUUUCUGAAGAAGAGAAUUGUGGGAAGGAGGAUGGUGAGGAAGAGGACCAGAAAUCACCGUCGUCAGAUGUAGAGCUGAAUACCCCUGGGCUCUCCCCCGACAGGGACCAAGGUGCAGGGGAGAAACACUCGGACCAAAUAGAAGAUCCAGAGAAAAGCAUCUCACCCACCUCUUCCAACUCACCAGAGAGACCAUUGGAGAGCCCCCAGUCUGGGCAGUCAGGACAACUUGGGAAGGAUGAUGCUGAUGCUGUGGAAGCCACUGCCAAUCCAACAGAAGUGAAAUCAGAUGAUGAAGCCUCGGUGGAGGAGGAGAAAGCAGAGGCCUCUCCCUGCCCUACUGCAGAGCCUGAAUCUUGCGCUGGCUCUACUCGUUGUGACUCUCCAGAUGGGAAUGCGUCCCAGAAAGUUUCAGGCACCUCAGAAGCAAAAGUGUCCGAGGAGGACAGUCAUGAUCCAAAGGAUGUCAAAAAUGAAAAACCAGCAGCCGGCAGCAAAGAGGACGGUCUGUCUGAGGAUGACACAGAAGCAAUACCGAUAGACUGUGAUUCACCCAGCAGUGAGUGCAGCACCAACCUGGCCUCUGAUCCACUAAAAGAGACUGAAAGUGCAGCUCACGAGUCUACAACCCAGGCCCCGGAAGACAAGAGGAAUGGUAGCAGGCAGGAGCGGGAGAGCUCGGUCGGAGAGGAAAAGGUAGAGGAAAGGAAGAAUGGCAGGCAGCGCAAGUCGCGCUUCCACUCUGCUGCUACCACUUGGUCUCCCAAGAGAGAGUCGAAGCAGGAUUCGUCGAGGAGGUCACGUUCCAGAUCUCGGGAGCGCAACAAGGAGCGCCAGGCCUCGGGCAGCCCCCCCUCCAGUCGCAGCAGGGAACGGGACACUGAGAGGGACGCCCCCAGGAUGGGCCGUAGCCGUGACCAUAGCCGUGAGAGGAAAAACAGGAAGCGCUCUAAGAGUCGUUCCAGAUCUAGUUCCAGGUCCAGAAACAGGUCCUACCGAAGAGGGUCAUCCCCGGAGCGCCCGGACUCAGGGGGCCAGUCACCACGGAAGAGAGAUCGCUGGACUGGAGAUGGAUGGAGGGCUGGGCCGGGUAGCGACUCCUCUCGAAGGAAUUUCCCAGAGAGGCCAGCCAGAGACACGGGCCGCUCUGAAAACGGUGGCUUUGCAGAUGUUUCCCCCAGCAGGGAAAAUCCUGACUGGGUUAUGGAGAAGGCGCGUGCUGACACAGAGGCCAGGGUGACAAGUGGCCCUCGCUGGGAAGAUAAAAGCUGGUGCGGAGAUCGUGGACGAGGCACAGGACGAGGCCGGGGCGCCUACGGAACCUCCAACCAACAGGGGGAGCAGGCAGAAAACCGCUGGAAGCCCAGAAACACAUUCUCAGGGACCUCAAACAAUUCAGGGAACGACGCAUACAGCCGAUUCAACGAGAACCGUGGCGGCUGCAGGAAGGAGCCUGAGAUGGGCGAAUCGAUGAUGGACCGCUCCGGCUGGUCAUCAGCUUCCAGCUGGGCUGUGCGGAGGACACUCCCGGCAGACGUGCAGAACUAUUACUCCAGGAGAGAUCGAGGGGGAGGUGCAGGCUCUGGCAGCUGGAGCAGGCAGGAGGAGACGUCAACAGCAGACCCAGCUCAGAGUGAGACCAAUGCCCAGCCCAAUGCCCAAGGAGAAGCUCCACCCGCCCUGAACGUCAUGCCUCCCCAACUGAACGUCCUGCAUUACCCAAUGGGCCCGCGAGGCCCACCUGUCAGCCUGCAACCACCCCCCUUCGGGAUGCCUCCUCAGGUCCCCAUGCACCACCACUCCUCAGUGCCUCUCCUGCAGGUCCCUGUGACAGCUGCCCAGGGCCUCCCGCCACCACCUCCACCACCACCUCCCAUGCAGCAGAGCAGCAUGACGGCCAUACAGGCAGAUAGCCGCACAACACAGAUGAUGAGCAGCAUGGCAGGCCAUGGCAAAGCCCCCUUCAUGACCAAAGUAGGUGGUGCCACCACAGCCCAGGCCCACAGCAUGGCCAUGCCAUCCUCCACCACCCAACAUAGCAGGGCCGCCCCCCCAGACAGCUCCAAGAAAGAAAAGAAACAACAGAUCCAUGAGAGAGCUGUCAAUGAAGUGAAAGCAGCCAUGAAACCCUACUACCAAAACAAGGACAUCACCAAGGACGAGUACAAGGAGAUUGUACGCAAAGCUGUUGAAAAAGUCUGCCACAGCAAGAGUGGAGAGGUGAACUCUGGGAAAGUGGCAAACUUGGUGAAGGCCUACGUGGACAAAUACAAACACGCUCGCAAGAAAUGAACCCUGACAUCUGCUGAGGGGGAAACGGUCUCAGCCCAUCUGCUUAAGUGCAAUUUCUACCAGGUGUAACAGCCUCCCAGCUGACAGACUGGAGCCCGACUUUUGAUAUCUCUUACCUUGAAUGAAGAUUUUUCUAUAGAUUUCAUAUUUUGUUUAGAAAUAAUCCAAUCGGAAACUGUAGUGUGAGAAGACCGUUAUUUCAAGCAGAUCUUGUGGCUUGGGAACUACUAUGAGAUAGAUGCCCAGAGUAGCUGGAGCAGUAAGGUUAGCACCUGUUCUCUGGUUAGAUGGACAUGGUGCUAUGGGUAGUACAGAGCAGAGCACCCUCUCGUGGAGCCAGCUGGUAUGAUGAAUUUCUCCUUCUCCACCGGGGACCUCCUAAUUACUUCUUAGUUAAAAAGUAUUGUCAUUGUUUCUCAUUUUGUUUUUGUUUUAUAAAUAUUAUAUUAUGAUCAUUCUGGAGAAAGCCUAGGUAAGUGCAUUGCCUUUAUGACUGUCUAGGCUGCAUCACACGUGCAGCCCAAUUCUGAUCUUUUUCCACUAAUUGGUAUUUUGACCAAUCAGAUCAGCGCUGGGAAAGAUCUGAUUGGUUAAAAGACCAAUUAGUGGGAAAAAUAUCAGAAUGCAUCCUUAGUCGUCACAGCUCAAAGCUUGUAGACUGGAUAUGUCUGAGUGUAAUUGUAUCAGGGACUUCAUUGGUUGAGAGUUGGAGAUGAGUUGUCCAAUCAGCAGUGAAUUUGUAGCGUAAGGUAUGGGUCUGGCAGAUCAGGUGAAAAUGGCCAUGUCCCUUACUUGUUAAAUGUGCUGCGAAAUAACCAGAGAGCAAUGAAAUAAAUGAGCUGCUUCA